Messenger RNA from Etheostoma cragini (Arkansas darter), 1118 nucleotides. Its product is annotated as phospholipase A and acyltransferase 4-like. The record is from RefSeq and is a predicted model, not a curated record. Gene Ontology annotation, cellular component: cytoplasm. The coding region runs from base 124 to 699 and encodes 191 amino acids. NCBI's taxonomy places the organism in Eukaryota, Metazoa, Chordata, Actinopteri, Perciformes, Percidae. Gene Ontology annotation, biological process: N-acylphosphatidylethanolamine metabolic process. Gene Ontology annotation, molecular function: A2-type glycerophospholipase activity; glycerophospholipid phospholipase A1 activity. The transcript is spliced from 4 exons.
ACACUUGUUAUCUGGUAAGCACAUUCGUUUCUGAGACAUGAGCACACUUAGGUUUCUUUUUCUGGCAGUAUAAAUUAGCUGCAGGUUGGUGCUACUCUAACAGCUGGAAGAAGAACUGAAGAGAUGGAUCUUACAGAGGUAAGUCCUGCUACUGAUUUCUGCCGUCACCGAUUAUUUAAUGCAAAGCCCGGAGACCUGAUCGAAAUCUCCCGUGUGUUAUACCAGCACUGGGCCCUCUACAUCGGUAAUAUGGAAGUCGUUCAUCUUACCACUCCGGGCGGUGAUGUUGCCCUGGAGACCACAGGAAAGGUGAAGCGUGAGAUGAUCAAGAAAGUGGUGGGCCAUGAUAGGUUCAAGGUCAACAACCUCCUAGAUGAAAAGUACCCGCCUCGUGAGCCUUACAUCAUCGUGAAGGAGGCCUGUAGCAUGGUGGGUCAGGAGCUGUGGUACUCUCUAACGUCUAGAAACUGCGAGCACUUUGUCACAGACCUGCGAUACGGCAAGGCAGAGUCCCGACAGGUUACCACAGCGGCUGAGAUUGGAGGGACAGUUUUAGCUGUUGGGUUAGCUGCAGCUGCAGCUGCUGUGGUCGCAUACUGGCUCAAAGACGACAACAAAGAAGAAAGGAGCGAAGAAAGGAGAGAAGAAAGGAGACAACCAAGGAGACAUCCAAGGAGACAUUACAAUUGGCAGCAAUGAGACAACAAGAUGGAAGGAAAGAUCCUGCCACUGUUUCAGCCAAUUAACCUGGCACGGAUAAUGAUUUAAACAUUGUGAAUAAAUGGUUGUCUUUGUUGGUGUAACACACACGCAACACAAACGUAUACUGUAUACACACAUAAAAACACACACACACAAUUUGGUUAACAUUAGGCAAGCAUUAUGAAGAAAUAUGAAGUUAUAGUUAAAUCCAUGGCUGUUAUGUUUGAUAUCAGCGCCAAUGUCUGAAAUGUAUAAGAUUCAUUUUGUGUAUAAGACAAUUUUGAAGAUUCAUUGUAUUAAGUAAUCUUACAUAGUAGUAGAAUCUUGAACUUGAUUACUUUAUUGUUUGUUUAAACAAUUAUUUAUUAUAUUGUAUUGAUUUAAAUACAAAAUAAACGGAUUUUCUUUUUAACUUU